UUUUUCCUCUUUCAAAAAACAACAAAAAUCUCUCCCUCUCUCUCUACCUAUUUCCGUUUUGUUAAAAUCAAUCACAAAAAUAACUUUCAAAAAACAUUUUCUUCUUCUGGCCUAGAUUUGAUUCAUUUCUUCUUUUGUUUUUUUAAACACAUGUUGGAGGAGGGGGGGGGGGUGGGGGGGGGGUGAAUGACAGAAGAAAGAAAGAGCUAUUUUCUCUUUUUUUCCUUUUACUUAAUUUCGAUCCGUAAAAAAAUUUUUUUGCCCGUGGGCACCGACUAGUUUAUUACUUUAUUUUUGCUUCUAUUCAAGUCAAUUUUGUUGAUUUUUUUAAAAAUCUCUUUUUGCAGAUAAAUCAGUGGAUUUUUGUGUUUUUGAUGUCUUUUCUGUUUUUUUUCUUAUUUGUAUUUUUGUGUGUUUUUGUGUUUUUUUUUGUAUUUUUCCCUUAUAAUUUGCUUUAAAUUUUAAUUAUUCCGGAAAACACAUAGUAUGUAUUUAUUGUUUUUAUUUUGUAUUUUAUCAUUUCCGGAUUUAUUUACUUCCGGAAAGUUUACUCAUCUAAUAUGUAUUUCUGUAUUUUUAUUUUGUAUUUUUUUUCUGUAUUUUUAAUAUUUUAAUUAUUUUUAAUAGAUAGUCGGCUUUAAAAAAAUGCCGCAGCCUCCCCAUUCAUUAAAUAUUAUCAGGAGGCCUUUAAAUAUUUUAUUUUCACUGCCAACAAAAUUUAUUUUAAUUUUAUUCACUUUAUUUAUUGGAAUUGAAGGAUUUAAUGUUGACACUAAAAAUGCUCAAAUACAUAGACGUCCAAAUACUGGAUUUGGAUAUACUGUAGAUUUUGCUUAUAGAGACUCUAGAAAUAGAAAAUUAACGUAA
Molecule: messenger RNA, 867 nt
Organism: Meloidogyne enterolobii
Lineage: Eukaryota; Metazoa; Nematoda; Chromadorea; Rhabditida; Meloidogynidae
Source: the annotation of a GenBank genome assembly